AUGGGCAAGCUCAACAUCGCUCACCACAAGUCUUACCACCCGUAUCGACGAGACAAUAUCGAUCGCGUUCGUCGCGAUGAGGAGGAAGCUAGGCUCAAGGAGGCCAAAGAGGAGGGUCGAAUGUUGUUGGCGGACGCCGAAGCGCGUAUCCAACUGCUCAGAGAACGAGCAGAUAUCGCUACCGACAAGAAGAGGAAGAAAAGAGACGACGAGGAGCUCGAGGCGCAGCUCAGAACGGGGACGUCGGCGUCGUCGUCUGUCGCGCAGCUGCCGACGACCAACGGCCAUAUCAAUUUCUUCGAGGACUUGGAACAGGCCUCCAUGGCAGCAAUGAUCAAGGCUUCUACCAAGAAGCCAGCGACGGCUGAGACAGAGAAAGGCGUACCCCUGGCGCCUUCUGAAAAGGACCUGAAACCUUGGUAUUCAGGUCGAAAGAAGGAUGGGGAAGAUGAUGAACUUCCUGAAGACAAACGGAAACGAGAGGAGUACCGUAAAUCCGCUCAUGACCCUUUGACUUCCAUAACCAAACAACUGGCAUCUCGUUCUGCACCACCUUCGUCUUCUCGACGAGCUCAGCAGCCUCCCAGGGCCCUUGCUUCCAGCUCUUCCACGUCAAUGGGCCCUCCUGAAGUCCAGGCACGGAUAUCUCGAGAAAAAUCCGAACGCCAGCGGGCACUGGAGCUGAUUCAGCGCAAGAAGCGGGAGAUGGCUGGCAACGACACCCCCAGCACUGUGUAUGGCGGUUCUGGCUACUCGGACCAGUUCAACAGGGAGGAGGUGGAGGCUGCUCAUAGGAGAGACUUCCGGCAUGAACGGCGUUGGGACGACGACGAUGAUCGACGUAGGCGGCGUAGUGAUUCUCGGCACUCGAGCAGCUACGGUCGUUCAAGCCGUAGGGACGACCAUGGUUCACGAUAUCGCUGA
This is a messenger RNA of Coprinopsis cinerea okayama7#130, 924 nucleotides long. RefSeq lists its product as hypothetical. The transcript is spliced from 4 exons. Bases 1 to 924 code for a protein of 307 amino acids. NCBI's taxonomy places the organism in Eukaryota, Fungi, Basidiomycota, Agaricomycetes, Agaricales, Psathyrellaceae. The record is from RefSeq and is a predicted model, not a curated record.